AUGAAUUUUGCUUCCUUUCUUUCGCGAAUAGAGACAACCAUCGACAAGGCUCUUUCCACCUCCACAGAUUCUUCUUCCGAUACAACAACACAACAACAGCACGAAAACACAAAAACUCCAAGCAAGAAUGUAUCCACACCUGUCAAAAGUUCAUCAUCAGCUUUGUUAUCCAAAACACCCUCCUCUGAUCAAGUCAACAAACAACUGAAAACACCCACAACAACGCUAAAUGGUGGCAGUACCACAAAUGUUGCGUUUAAUCCGAACCGAUGCAUUCGAGUCAAAUUGGGAGAUGCUUCACAGGAAGAUCCAGAAGUGAAGGAGUUAAAAGAACAAAUUGAAGCAUUGUCAAAAGCUUCUAAAUAUCAUCAAGAACAAUAUGAAGAGGCAACUAAAACAAUUAAUGAUUAUUCAAAUAAGAUUAAGAUUUUAGAAAAGGAAAAACAAAAAAUUCAAACAAGCUUUGAUGAUUUAACAAUGGAAACAAAAGAAAAAGAAAAACAAUUCGACACACUUAAAGAAGAAUUUAGCACCAGACUGGGAAAGGAGGAAAACAAGACAGCCAUUUUGAGAAGAGAUAAAGAACAGUUGAAGAAAGAGCUUCAGGCGAAAGAAAAAACCAUAUCAGAUCUAACAUCACAGCUUGAAAAAGAAACUCAAGAAAAAGAAAAUUUAAAGCAACAAAAAGAAAAAUUGGAACAACAAUUAAAGGAACAUGAACAAAAGAAGACUGAAGAAAAAAUUGAGUUACAAAACUCGCAAAUCACAACUCACUUAAAACAAAUAGAGUCACUUGAAAAAUCAGUCACUGAAUUGACAAAUGAAAAUGAACAGAAUAAGAAAAUAAUUAAGGAUUUACGUAAGGAAUACGACCUUGAACUUGAAAUGAAAUUGGCAGAAGUAGCCAAGAAGUACGAAAUUGAAUUAACUGAACUGCAUAAAACGCUAGAGCAAUUACGAGAAAUGGUUUCAACUGUAAAUAAGACAAGCGAAGAAAAAGUAGAAGUACUCAAAAAAGAAGCAGAGUCUUGGAUGAAAAAGUAUCGAGAACUUGAGGAGCGAUCUCAAGAAAUUUUCACACUGGUGCCCGAUGCUACAAAGCCACUUUUGGAGCAGAUUAACUCUCUUGAGAAAACGACAGCAGCCAAAACAUCUUCAUUCACGGAACGUGAGAAGAAGUAUCAAGCCAAGCUUCAAAUCGCAGAGAAUAAUCUCAAAAUGUCAGAACAGGAGGUUAUUCGAUUAAACAAACUGAACGAUAGACUCAAGCAAACAAAUGUGGAAUUGGAAAAGGAGGUUUCAGAGUUGAAGGAGACAUUUAUAGCUGAAAAACACAAAUCCGAUCAAGAGCGAACAAAGAGGAUACAAUUAGAAAUGACAGUGAGCUCGUUACAGAGCUCAUUAGCGAGAGCGCAAGAAGAAAAUAGAUAUUUAGAUCAGCAAAUGAACGAACUCAACACGACAAUAUCCAGGCUUAACUACGAGAUUGAGGUUCUAUCACAGAACAACCACCACAUAUCACUUCACGAUAAACAUCCAAGUCAUCGAUCUCCAAAAACGCCAAGUCCUGAAGCACAAAGUCCUGAGUCUUUGGUGAUUGAAAAAACUAAUGUCAACCAAGAGGCAGGAUUGUCAUCACCUACAACUGUUAACUCGAGUUUACUGGCUCCAACUGAGUUAGAAGAAGAAUUACGGCAGAAGGACUUGAAAAUCAAAACACUUUAUGAGAAAAUUAGAGAAUUGGAAGAAAUUAAGGACGAUCUGACAGAACGAUUGUCCAUGUACAAACAGACAAAUCAAACUCUCGCAAAUGAAAUUAAGGAAAAGGAAAUAUUGGUCAAACAGGCCAACGAUCUGACCUAUCGAUACGAAGCAGCUUUGGAUUUGAUUGGCGAAAAGGAAGAAACACUUCAGAGUCUCCAAGAAGAGUUUAAAUAUGUGAAGGAGACGUUUAGAAAUCAAGUUAAUGAUCUUUUGAAAGAAAUUGAAUCACUCAAGUCCGUCAAGUAG
Messenger RNA from Naegleria fowleri, 2010 nucleotides. RefSeq lists its product as uncharacterized. NCBI's taxonomy places the organism in Eukaryota, Heterolobosea, Eutetramitea, Acrasida, Naegleriidae. The transcript is spliced from 2 exons. Gene Ontology annotation, cellular component: Golgi apparatus; endoplasmic reticulum. The record is from RefSeq and is a predicted model, not a curated record. The coding region runs from base 1 to 2010 and encodes 669 amino acids.